UAAAACAGAUAGUCACGUUAAUCUGGUGUCUCUGUGGAUUAUUAAAAUACACGUUAUACAAAUAUUACAAGGGGUACUGUUUAUUCUUUUUAUGCUUCUGAUAGGCUCUCCCACUGCACAUGCAUUCACGUGGGCUUGACCUACAUACACGUAUUCAAACAGCAUGGGCUGUAUUCAUUUCCUGAAGGAUUGUCACAUAAUACAGAAAUUCUAGACAACCAGCAAGAUUUGCUUUUACUCAGUCUUGCAGGACACAGACAGUCCCUUCUCACAUCUCGGAGGAUCUGCCACAGUUCUUCUGGACAUUCUGACUGUCACACUUCCUUCUGUUUUUGCAGGUUGUGAAAGAAGAUGUAUCACUCGGCCAUUCUCACAAUUUUGUCCCUGUUAUCUGUUCCAUGUGGGGUCUAUUCUGGUCAAAUUUUGGUAUAUCCAGUUGAUGGAAGCCACUGGAUUAAUAUGAAAGUUAUCAUUAUGGAAUUACAUUCAAAAGGCCACAACAUCACUGUGAUUCGAAGUUCAGACAGUAUGUAUGUUAAAGAGGAGUCACCCUACUACAGUUCCAUCACUGUUGGUGUGAGUGUAUAUAAUGAUGAAUAUUUUACCUCUUUUGUGUCUCUUUUGCUACAAUUUCGGCAACACAAAAGAUCCUCUUGGGAUGAAUUCCUGUUUGCAGUGGAGUCCAUGAAAAUGUUGUCUGAGAUUCAUGAGAAAAUUUGCAACAUGACUGCAAUGAUAUUUGAAAAUGAGACCUUGAUGAAAUCUUUGCAGGAGGCUAAAUUUGAUAUGGUUUUAGCUGACCCUGCUAUGGGAGGUGGUGUGCUGCUGGCACACAAACUUGGCCUCCCUCUUGUGUUCAAUGUUCGUUGGACUAUUCUUGGAGAAGGCCAUUUUGCCAUUGCUCCCUCCCCUCUGUCCUAUGUACCUGUUCCUGGAGCAGAGCUAACAGACAAAAUGACUUUUAUUCAGAGAGUCACAAAUGUGUUGAUUUACUUCUACACUUACUAUCAACAAGAAAACUAUUUUGGCCAGCAUUACAAGGUUUUUUGUCAGAAAUACUUUGGACCUGAUGUGGAUUACUUUUCCCUUUUUCAGAAUGCAGACAUCUGGCUCAUGAGAAAUGACUUUACUUUUGAAUUUCCACGACCCACAAUGCCAAAUGUGGUUUAUAUGGGUGGCUUUCAGUGCAAGCCCUCCAAUCCACUUCCUGAUGAUCUAGAAAAGUUUGUCCAGAGUUCAGGGAAACAUGGGGUCAUCAUAAUGUCUUUGGGAUGUAUUUUUGGAGAACUUCUAGGUGACAUUACAGAUGAAAUAGCAGCUGCCUUUGCCCAACUGCCUCAGAAAGUCAUUUGGAGACACACUGGACCUCGACCGUCUACCCUUGGCAACAACACGUUACUAGUGGACUGGAUGCCACAGAAUGACCUACUUGGACACCCCAAGACUAAGGUCUUUGUAGCCCACGGAGGAACCAACGGCAUUCAGGAGGCUAUUUAUCACGGCGUACCCAUUUUAGGUCUACCUCUAGCAUUCGAUCAGCCCGAUAACCUGUCAAGGAUGAGAGAAAAGGGAAUAGCCAAAGUCCUGGAUAUUUCUGGGUUGGACAGAUCAGUAUUUUUAGAGGCAUUAAAGGAAGUGCUGUAUAAGCCAUCUUACAGAGAGAACAUGCAGAAGUUGUCUCGACUGCAUCGUGACCAGCCCAUAAAGCCUCUUGAUCGUGCAAUCUUCUGGAUUGAAUAUGUUAUAAGGAAUGGAGGUGCUCCUCACUUGCGCACACAGUCUUUCAGGAUGUCCUGGAUUACCUAUCACUCUCUGGAUGUUAUGCUCACACUCCUGGGGGCUGUGUUGAUUAAUGGCUGGCUAACAUUUUUGGUGCUGAGAUAUCUUUGUUUUACAGUAAUCUUUAAAAAGAAAUUCAAAUGUGAAUGAUAUAUUUGCUUAUCAUUUGUAGACAACAGGUGAAAGGUGUAAUUUUAUGUACCGACGUAUAGAAGUAUGCAAAAUCUAGUGUAAAAUGAGUAGAAAUUAUAAAAAAUUUGUGGCAGAUCCACUAAAUCCCAGUAAGCUGAACUCAACCAAAUUGAGCUGGAUUCUAAUGCUGCAUUUGAGGUGAAGUCACAACUUGUAAUUCCCCACAUACAAGUAAAAACUUCAACUAGUCAAUUUCAACUAGUCAUUUUCUCAAUUACCAGUUCCUUCGCCGUUUACGCAGUGACAUCAAAUCAACAUGGCCUCACACACUGUGAACAGUCUAAAGUGCCCCUCCUCUCCUUUUAAAUAAGUUUAUAGCAGUAUUGGCUUUAGAUCAGUUAAUAUACAGACACAGUACUUAGUUAACACUGACCAUACUAAUCACUGUUUUGAGAAGGUAAUUAUCGACAUUAGAGUUAUCACAAACGUUAUCUGGCUAGCUUGUUGCUAAUGCUACUCGCUAUUGUCUGCUGGCUAUCUUGUUGCUAAUGCUACUCGCUGUCGUCCACUGUUGCUGCUGUACAGCAAUGUCACUCCAAUAUAUUGCAUGAAUGUUCAAAGUUGACUAUAGUAGAACAGAACCAACAGCCACUCAGGCCUGUAACUGUAAAAGUGCAGUUAAAGUAGCUUUUUAUGACCCGUCAAAACCAGCAAAAGACACGCUUUAUUGGAGGCAUCCAUAUUUUUUCCUACUUCGCACGUCGAACCUGCCGAGGUGGGAAAUGGAAUUAUUACAACUUGCAAAUUACCACUUACUAGAUACCACACACUCAACAUAAGCCUCCAUGAUCAGAGUUGUCUACACCUGACUUAAACUUAAGGUAUCCGUAAGAGUGAAUAUUGAGGAAAAGUUCUGAUUCAAAUAUCCUGAAGGAUUUUCAUGCAGAAAAAUGUGUAUGUACCAGGUCAAGAUAACAGUAGGAGUUAAUUAGAUUAUAUAACCAGUUUCUAACUAUUAAUUAUGGCUUACAAUGAUAUUUGAGUAUUUUCCCACAGACAGGAGAUAAAAAAUACAAAUAAAUAUUCAUUUGUUCUUUCAUUCAUUCAUUCAUCCAUCUUCAAUAACUGAUUUAUCCUGGUUAGGGUCUUGGUGGAUUUAGAGCUUAUCCCGGGAACACUGGGUGCAAUGUGUAAAUACACCCUGAAUGGGGUGCUAGUCCACUGCAUACACCAUGCAUACAUACACUCAGUGUACACUUUAUUAGGAACACCAGUACACCUGCUCAUGUAUACAGGUAUCCAUUCAGCCAAUCAUGUGGCAACAGCACCAUGCAUAAAAUCAUGCAGAUACAGGUCAAGAGCUUCAGUUAUUGUUCACAUCAAACAUCAGAAUGUAGAAAAAGUGUGAUCUCUGUGACUUUAACUGUGGCAUGGAUGUUGAUGCCAGAUGGGCUGGUUUGAGUAUUUCAGAAACUGCUGAUCUCCUGGGAUUUUCACACACAACAGACUCUAGAGUUUACACAGAAUGGUGCGAAAAACAUCCAGUUUGCGGAGGGUCUGCAGACUGAAACACAGAGGAGAAUGACCAGACUGGUUUGAGCUGACAGGAAGUCUAUAGUAACUCAAAUAAGCAUUCUUACAACCGGGGUGAGCAGCAACACACAACACAUCAAAGCUUGAGGUGGAUGGGCUACAACAGCAGAAGACUGUUUUUUUUUUUGUUUUUUUUUUAAGAAAACACUGGGUGGAACUUUUUAAUGGAUGUAAAGCAUAUUCAAAUUCACUAAUUUUAAUAAAACUGGUAAAAUCUUAUAUUCCACAUUAAGUGUGUCAAAUAAUGCAUUAAAUUUGCAUUUAAAUUUGCAUUUAAUGCAUUUAAAUUUUCAGUGUUUUCCAGUUUUCCUCAAAUAAAUAUAUGCUAUUUAAAUUAGCAAAAUAUGAACUGUGCAUUAAUACUACUGUAUAUUUGCAUAAAUGUGCAAUAGUAUUAAUGCACAGUUUAUAUUGCAUAUUAUGCAUAUAAUCAAUACAUAUUAAUUAGCUGAUUAUCCUAAACUUAUCCAUGUAUUUUAACACAGAUGUUGUUUUAAAGUCCUUUUUUUUUGCUCUGUUGAAGUCCUCUGUGGUAUAGUGAUUCUCUCAUCCCAAGCAAUAAAUAUUAUAGCCGUUAUUGUACAUACAAAAUGCACGUAUAUAUACUGAAAAAAGCUCACUGAAUUUACUUAAUUCCAGUGUGUACAUCGGUUCCACGUGAUUGAAUUGAGUUACAUUAAUACAGUUUGUUUUCGUACAUCCAACAUGAUUUGAUCAUGUAUUUUCAAAGCCCUGAAUAAAAAUCGAGCUCUGUGCACAUUACCCCUGCACCAUCCUACCACACACAGUUUAAUCACAUUACCGUAAUACUCUGGUCAUAGGUCCCGUCAGUGCCAGCAUCCUCGUGAGAUUUCAUAAUGUAAUUGGUUUACGUCAAUAGCUACUACGUGAACUGAUCACGCUCAUGUUACAUAAUUCAAUUUAGCUAUUAGAAACUUGUUUAAACUAAGGUUAGUAUAAGAAAUGAAAUCACGUUUUGAUGAGAAACUUCAUAUUUAUGUAAACUAUAGGCUACCUAAUAUAUUCUCAUAAAUCUGACCGACCACAUAUUCCCUUUUUUUUCAGUGUACUUGAUAAAAGUUUUUAGCAAGUUGUACCCCAUAACUUAGCCAUGAACCAGACGGUAUAACAAAAAUGUUGGAAUAAUGAGAAAAUAUCUCGAAGCAGCAACAUAAUAUCUUGUAGUAACAAGCUAUAAAGUGGAAAUAACGGUAUAAUAUCUUGAAAAUAACGAGUUUUGCAGCACCACACAGAGCAUUCGUUCUGACUGGCUGCAUGACUGUGCUCCGGCACCUGCUAAGCUCCUCACAGAGUGACGAACAGCAGAGCUCCUCACAGCAGAGCUCCUCAGUGGAAAUAAACCCCCAACCUCACGGGACAUCUAGCAAACCCGCCGUCUGAGGAAGGCCUGCAGUAGCACUAAGCACUGCACUCACCCUGCUCAUUAUCUGUUUGCGACACUGCUGUCUGGCAGACGCUUCCGUUGCAUCUAAUCAGCCAACCAAACUGCAGAGCAGCUUUUAUCUCCAAGCCAUCAGACUACUUAACAGCCAUGAACAUCCUUCAUCUAGCACUGAGACACUUUACUACUGCCACUUCCGGUCACUUAGAUUUACUAUUCAGAUUUAUUAUGUACUAUUUAUUAUGACACAUUUCAUUAUACCAUUGUAAUCAUGUAAUAGCCCAUGACUUUACUAUGCCAUUGAGAUCAUUUAAUAUAGCAUAUGUCACUUUACCAUUGUAAUCAUGUAAUGGCACGUGACUUUACUCUGCCAUUGAAAUCAUUUAAUAACACGUCACUUUACUCUGCCAUUGAAAUCAUGUAAUAGCACAUGUAACUUUACCAUUGAAAUAAUAUAAUAACAUGUCACUUUACUCUGCCAUUGAGACCAUUUAAUAUAGCAUAUGUCACUUUACUCUGCCACAGAGAUCAUUUUAAUAGCACGUCACUUUACCAUUGAGAUCAUUUAACAGCACGUGUCACUUUACUCUAUAAUUGAAAUAAUUUAACACAUCACCUUACUUUACCACUGAGAUCAUUUAAUAGUGAACGUCACUUUACCAUUGAAAUCAUUUAACAGCACAUCACUUUACUCUGCCAUUGUACACCACUGUUUCAUUUAACUCAUUUACCUUAUUUCAUUCCUGCAUCAUCUCAACCACUCAUGUCCAAAUAUGUGUUUGUUCAUGUCUAAUAAGUGUUUUUUUUACUGUCAGUGUUUAAAUCUGAGCUUCGUCACAAGCAUUUCAAUGCCCAGUGUACCCAGUGUAACUGUGCAAAUGACAAAUAAACAAUUCUUGACUCUUGA
Pangasianodon hypophthalmus (striped catfish) is the source of this 5813-nucleotide messenger RNA. Its product is annotated as UDP-glucuronosyltransferase 2A2-like. The transcript is spliced from 3 exons. NCBI's taxonomy places the organism in Eukaryota, Metazoa, Chordata, Actinopteri, Siluriformes, Pangasiidae. The record is from RefSeq and is a predicted model, not a curated record. Gene Ontology annotation, molecular function: UDP-glycosyltransferase activity. Bases 352 to 1929 code for a protein of 525 amino acids.